AUGGAGAAAGAGCUGGAUAAAGUUGUUGAGGAAAUAAUGUUGACACCAAACGUUACUGGAUGUAUAUUUGCUGAUCAUCAAGGUUUAUGUUUAGCAGCAAAAGGAACUGCUCAUGUAGAUUCAGCUGGCAUAUUAGUAGCUAUAUCUGAGCAAGCUUGUAAAUUACAGCCGAACUUGAAGCCACCGACGAUAUAUCUAGAAUCGGAUGAUAAAAUGUGCCUAAUACAACGACAUGGUACUAUUACUGGCGGAAUUUUCAAACAUAAAGAAUAA
Messenger RNA from Pieris macdunnoughi, 273 nucleotides. NCBI's taxonomy places the organism in Eukaryota, Metazoa, Arthropoda, Insecta, Lepidoptera, Pieridae. The record is from the annotation of a GenBank genome assembly.